GCGACAUGGCCGGGAUCUCAUUUCAGUUGGUAUUUGCUACGCCACUCCAGACCAGGUGGUGGCGGUAAAGCGUCUAGUUGCUGUUUCUCCAACCGCCAGAAAACAUUGGAGAAGAAAAGGUCUCAUGUUUCUUGCUGGAACAUCUUAAGAUAAUAUUACAUUAAAUAUUUGGAAUAAAAUUUCCAGUGUAGGUUAUAUCUGAUACAGUUAAAAAAUGCAGGUUCAUUAUUUUGCCUAUGUUUGAAGAUUCGUUGUGCUUUAAACCCUGAGAGCUGUUUUAAUGAGUUCAGCAGGAGACAGACAGUGCUCCUCCAGGACGUCUCAGGCUCCUGAUCCCUCACAGCUGUAUGAAGACGUGAAAAUCGAGAUUUCAGAUGGAGGGACAUCCGAAGUGUCAGGAGUCUGUGUGAAGAAAGAGGAGACACUGGAGUUGAACAUCUAUAACCAUGGAAAUGACCUCGAAAACCCACCUGAAGUUCUCUCCAUUAAAGAGGAAGAUCCUGACAAUAAAGACUACCUCUACACAAACAUCCAGAGAUGCCACGAUGAGGAGUAUUUGAAACCAUGCAAAUUGGAAGAUAAUAAACAUGAUCUUCACCUACCUUCCAAAGGCUCCAGUAGUCAGCCAACAUCAUCUGAUACUCUCACUUCUGACAAUUCUAACAAUGAUGAGCAAAAGGAAAUUCACCAUUGCUCAGAACGUGGGACAAAUUUUGGUCAUCGGAGUGCUCUCCAACAACCUGAACAAGUUCACACAGGAGAGAAACCAUAUCACUGCUCACAGUGCGGAAAGAGUUUUACUCAUCAUGGUACUCUCCUACGACACCAGCGCAUUCACACAGGAGAGAAGCUGUAUCAGUGCUCACAGUGUGGGAAGAGUUUUACUCUUCAUGGUACUCUCCUACAACACCAGCGCGUUCACAGAGGAGAGAAGCCGUAUCAUUGCUCACCAUGCGGAAAGGGUUUUACUCAAAAGAGUAAUCUCAAACAACACCAACGCAUUCACACAGGAGAGAAGCCACAUCACUGUUCACAGUGUGGAAUGAGUUUUACUCAUCAGAGUGCUUUCCUACAACACCAGCGCAUUCACACAGGAGAGAAGCCGUAUCAUUGCUCACAGUGCGGAAAGGGUUUUACUCAAAAGAGUGAUCUCAAACAACAACACCGCAUUCACACAGGAGAGAAGCCAUAUCAGUGCUCACGGUGUGGAAAGGGUUUUACUCAAAAGAGUGAUCUCAAACAACACCAGCGCAUUCACACAGGGGAGACGCCGUAUCAUUGCUCACAGUGUGGAAAGCUUUUCACUCAAAAGAAGCAUCUCCUACGACACCAGCGCGUUCACACAGGGGAGAAGCCACAUCACUGUUCACAGUGUGGAAAGAGUUUUACUCAAAAGAGUGAUCUCAAACAACACCAGCGCAUUCACACAGGAGAGAAGCCGUAUCACUGCUCACAGUGUGGAAAGAGUUUUAUUCAAAAGGGUCAUCUCCGAGAACACCAGCGCAUUCACACGGGGGAGAAGCCACAUCACUGUUCACAGUGUGGAAAGAGUUUUACUCUUCAUGGUACUCUCCUACAACACCAGCGCAUUCACACAGGAGAACAGCCAUAUCAUUGCUUACUGUGUGGAAAGCUUUUCACUCAAAAGAGUCAUCUCCUACGACACCAGCGCAUUCACACAGGGGAGAAGCCACAUCACUGCUCACAGUGUGGAAAGAGUUUUCUUCAAAAGGUUAAUCUCCAAGAACACCAGCGCAUUCACACAGGGGAGAAGCCACAUCACUGUUCACAGUGUGGAAAGAGUUUUACUCAUCAGAGUUCUCUCCUACGACACCAGCGCAUUCACACAGGGGAGAAGCCACAUCACUGCUCACAGUGUGGAAAGAGUUUUCUUCAAAAGGUUAAUCUCCAAGAACACCAGCACAUUCACACAGGGGAGAAGCCUCAUCACUGCUCACAGUGUGGAAAGAGUUUUACUCUUCAUAGUUCUCUCCGACAACACCAGCGCAUUCACACAGGGGCGAAGCCAUAUCAUUGCUCACAGUGUGGAAAGAGUUUUACUCGACAGAUUCAUGUCCAAAAACAUCAUCAGUGCAUUCACACAGGAUAGAAGAGUUUGCUAAUAUGUGGGUGCAUGAUGCCUUGCAGUGGACUUGUAUGAGUUUAUUCUUGUUUACUGGAAAAAUGUGUAGCUCUAGAAAUAGCAGAAGUGUCAAAAUGCUCAGAUAGGGAAAUCAGUGGUGUGGGUGGGGUGUUUUUUUUUUUUUAUUUAAAUUCUGCUCACACAGUUAUUACUUUUGUUUGUACCUGCCUGUGAUUUCUGAGCAUAUUGGUUGGCUAGUUGGUUCUGUUUACCAAAAUAUAGAACAAGCAAAUAGCCUAAUUUAAAUCAUCUGUGACCAUGACUAAGCAGUUACUAAGGAUGCUGUAAAUACAGUGUCUUGCAAAAGUAUUCAUUCCCCUUGAUGUUUGUCCUGUUUUGUUGUGUUACAAGCUGGAAUUAAAAUGGAUUUAUGGGGGUUAGCACCA
Messenger RNA from Neoarius graeffei (lesser salmon catfish), 2529 nucleotides. Its product is annotated as gastrula zinc finger protein XlCGF26.1-like. NCBI's taxonomy places the organism in Eukaryota, Metazoa, Chordata, Actinopteri, Siluriformes, Ariidae. The transcript has 4 exons. The record is from RefSeq and is a predicted model, not a curated record. Bases 281 to 2110 code for a protein of 609 amino acids.